UCUACAUCCAAGCCUCCUCUUUAACCCUCCAUUUCUUUUAAACCUUAAGAAAUGAUUUAAAGAACCCUUGUGAAGUAUCAUUGGAUUGGAUCUUCAGUUUGCUCCUCCUCAGGGAUCAGGGGCACCAGUGGGAAGUCUUGAAAGCUGGUCUGCGAGACCCUCUUUCCUCCUUUGACCAUCCAUCUCUCUACCCCAGGCGGCUAGAUCCCUUCUGACUAAUUGUCCUUCUGACUAAUUCUCACUAUGGGAGUUUCCAUCAUGGGGAAAUCUGAAAGCCAAAUGGGUAUUGUGGAGAAUUCGACCAGAUCUAGAAAGAAGACCUGGAGUGUCCUGGAGCUGGGUCUCUCAGUCCUGCUGCUUCUCAUGACUUGCUCCUUGGUCACAUUGGUGAUCCUCUACAUGGAAGUCAAGGGGAAGCCACUGCUGCUAUUUCCCAUUUCGUUCUAUAUCCCAAGAGAAGAGAAGACUUUUGUAAGAAGAGAUUUCCAAGACCCCACAAUUGCUACCAGUUUUGGAGAAAUCUGUGUCCAUCCUGGCUGCGUGAUAGCAGCUUCUAGGAUCAUUCAGAACAUGGACCCCACCAGCGAGCCUUGUAAUGACUUUUACCAGUAUGCUUGUGGAGGCUGGAUUAACCGUCAUGUGAUUCCUGAGAGCAGUUCCCGAUACAGCAUCUUUGAUAACCUGCGGGAUGAACUGGAAAUCAUACUCAAAGGUGUGCUGGAGACCCCCAAAGAGGGAGACCGGAAUGCCAUUCAAAAAGCAAAGACGCUCUAUAGUUCCUGCAUGAAUGAAAGUCUGAUUGAAUCACGGGACUCUAAGCCACUGUUAAAGAUCUUAGAAAGUGUGGGAGACUGGCCAGUGGCUACUGACAACUGGAAGGAAGUCAGAGAACCCUAUUGGGUCAUGGAAGAGAAGCUGUCAAUGAUGAACUCCCAAUUCAACAAACGGCUCCUCAUUGACAUGUUUGUUUGGAACGAUGACCGAGACUCCAGAAGUCACAUCAUCUAUAUUGACCAGCCAUCACUGGGCAUGCCUUCCAGAGACUACUACUUCAACAGUGGCAACUACCAAAGGGUCCGGGAAGAAUACUUCCAGUUUAUGAUUAGUGUAGCUAAGAUGAUUCGGGCUGAUCUAAACUUCACCAAAGAUGAUGAGUUUGUGGAGAAUGAGAUGUUGCUGGUGAUGAAAUUUGAAACUGAACUUGCCAAUGCCACUUCACCUCAAGAGGAAAGACAUGAUGUCACUCUCCUAUAUCACAGAAUGAACAUAUCUCAACUCCAGAAUACCUUUUCAUUCAAGGUAUGUGACCCUUUCUCACAGAACUUCAACUGGACUGUCUUUAUACAAAUUAUCAUGUCCUCUGUCAACAUUGAUGUCCUGGAGAAUGAGGAGGUGGUGGUAUAUGGAAUGCCUUACCUUCAUAAUCUUCAAGAAAUCAUCAGAAAGUACCCAGCCAGAACUAUCCAAAACUACCUGGUCUGGCGCUUGGUGCAGGAUCAAAUUAAUAACCUGAGCCAUCGAUUCAAGGAAACCCGAGUCAACUAUCGCAAAGCUUUAUAUGGGACUUCACUGGAGGAUGUACAGUGGCGGGAAUGCGUGCGUUACGUCAACAACAACAUGGAGAGCGCAGUGGGUGCCCUCUACGUGAAACAAUCAUUUGCUGGUGAGAGUAAGAGGAUGGUCAGUGAUCUCAUCCAAAAAGUACGAGAGGUGUUUAUUGAGACCCUCAAUGAGUUAAAAUGGAUGGAUGAAAUAUCCAAGAAGAGAGCUCAGGAGAAGGCCACAGCCAUCAAGGAGCAGAUUGGCUACCCAGACUACAUUUUAGAAGAACAAAAUAAGAAACUCGAUGAUGAAUAUUACCAGCUGAACUUCACAGAGGAUAUGUUCUUUGAGAAUACAUUGGAGAAUCUUAAGUCUAAUGCACAGAAAGGUCUGAAGAAACUGAGGGAGAAGGUGGACCAGGAUGUCUGGAUCAUUGGGGCAGCCGUAGUCAAUGCCUUUUACUCUCCAAAUCGAAACCAGAUUGUGUUUCCUGCUGGGAUCUUGCAGCCCCCCUUCUUCAGCAAACAGCAACUUCAGGCCUUGAAUUUUGGAGGGAUUGGGAUGGUGAUUGGCCAUGAGAUCACACAUGGGUUUGAUGACAAUGGCAGGAACUUUGACAAAGAUGGAAACAUGUUGGACUGGUGGAGUAACUUCUCAUCCCAGCAUUUCAAGGAACAGACAAAUUGCAUGGUAUAUCAGUAUGGCAACUAUACCUGGGACCUGGCAGGUGGCCAGCACGUGAGUGGCAUUGGCACACUAGGAGAAAACAUUGCAGAUAAUGGAGGCAUACGGCAAGCUUAUAAGGCUUACAUAAAGUGGAUGGAACAAGAAGGAAGAGAACCCACACUGCCAGGACUGAAUCUUACCCAUGAACAGCUUUUCUUCAUCAACUUUGCCCAGGUUUGGUGUGGAUCCUACAGACCGGAAUAUGCCAGUCAGUCCAUAAAGACAGACGUCCACAGUCCUCUGAAGUACAGGGUCAUGGGAUCCUUGCAAAACUUUGAAGCCUUUUCAGAAGCCUUCCAUUGCCACAACGGGACAGUAAUGCAUCCUGAGGAGAAAUGCAGAGUGUGGUAGCCUAAGACCGAGCUCAAAACCUGUGCUUCAAUCCCCCAGUCUGUUCCAAGCAGUCCAGGAGACCAGCUUUAAUGACUGGAUCUCUUCUUGGGGCCAUCUGUGUGCCCUGUGCUUUCUCCCCUUCUGUCCUAGCCCAGGACAGAGCCUGCCCCAGGUAUUGUCUCUGCCCAGAGGCAGACAUAAGAAUGGAAAUGCCUGCGGUUCUCAGGCACUUGUUAGCCUGAGACUGGGGAGCUCCUUUUUGGGGGGAAAUGACUGUUUCAAAUGACAUUUAGACUGUUAUUAAUCCAUCUAAUUCUUUUUUUUUUAAAUGUAUACUUGUCAGCCAGGAUCAUUAACACAAGAAGUCUGGAGCCUAAAUGGAUUAUAACCCACUUGAGGUGUUUCACUAAAUGUAAUCCAAUCAUACCUCUUAGCUGCUACUGUGUUACCUCUUCCUGGCUAGCCCAACAGAUUUGCUUUUGGAUAUAUUAAUUUGUAAUCCUGUAUCAACUUUCCCAAGCACCUGGUAUGUGUUGAAUAUCUAAGUGUUUCAGACUCAAGCAAAAUAAACCAUCUUAAGCCAA
Molecule: messenger RNA, 3185 nt
Organism: Antechinus flavipes (yellow-footed antechinus)
Lineage: Eukaryota; Metazoa; Chordata; Mammalia; Dasyuromorphia; Dasyuridae
Gene: MMEL1
Product: membrane metalloendopeptidase like 1
Exons: 24
Coding region: 244-2619 (791 amino acids)
Biological process (GO): protein processing
Cellular component (GO): plasma membrane
Molecular function (GO): metalloendopeptidase activity
Source: RefSeq, a predicted model, not a curated record